Messenger RNA from Ruditapes philippinarum (Manila clam), 4042 nucleotides. Its product is annotated as coiled-coil domain-containing protein 78-like. The transcript has 20 exons. Gene Ontology annotation, biological process: microtubule-based movement. Bases 135 to 2840 code for a protein of 901 amino acids. Lineage: Eukaryota; Metazoa; Mollusca; Bivalvia; Venerida; Veneridae. Gene Ontology annotation, molecular function: ATP binding; microtubule motor activity; microtubule binding. Gene Ontology annotation, cellular component: cytoplasm. The record is from RefSeq and is a predicted model, not a curated record.
CAUGGUUAGAAAAUAUUACGCAGUAACGAGUACUCUUCAUUUGUAAAUGAUGUGGUGGAAACCAAUGUAAACAAUGAUGCUUUCUGUUUCAUAGAUGAAGAUAUAGGCUCAUAAAGACAAAGCCACAGAUUACAAUGAAUAUUGGAGUGUUUGGUCGGGUGCGGCCAAGUUUAAGGGCUGAAGGUGCAGAAAACUUGGUGAUAGAAGGUCAGAGGUUAGCUGCAACACAUAGAGGACCAUAUCUCAAUUUUAAAGCCUUACAUCGUCAGGAUGCCUCUAACCUUGAUUUGUUCAGAAGUAGUGUUGAUGAACUUAUUGACUUUUUAUUGGCUGGAUUUAAUGUGUGUCUGAUGGUGAUGGGAGAGAGCGGGUCUGGAAAGACAUACACGCUAGCUGGCGAGGGAACGUCAAGGGCAGGGAUUGUACCUAUGAUAUUUGAUACACUGUUCUCGAGACUUAACGGAGACCGUUUUAUGGCAGAUAGUCGUCGUGUAAAACGUGACAAACCCAUCGUCUCCUUAGAGAUGUUUGAAGUGUAUAAUGAACUAAUUAAAGAUUUACAGCAGGUGCCUGGCCACAAUAGUGCUUACCUGGAACUUGGUGAUACAGCAGAAAAAGGAACUUAUGUGAAGUUAAAAGACUUUCAAUUUGAUAGUGUAGGUUAUUUUAUGUUGAUGUAUAAAUGCAUCAAGUUGUUGGCAGAAUUAAUCAGUGUAUUUUACAAGUUAGUGGGAGAAAAUCCAUCUCCAAACAAAUCUCGUUUUACUCUGGUUGAGUUACCUGGCCUUGAAAAGCUUUCUGACGAUCCUAACCAACUACGUCAAAGGGAAGGACCAGCUCUGAGUAAAGCUCUGAUUGCCCUAAACCAGGUGGUAACAUCACUGUCUUCAAACCCAUUCCCUGACAGAGUUAUCAACUAUAGUGACUCUAAGCUGACACGACUGCUAAAGGACGAGUUAGGUGGGAACUGUAAAUCUCAUGCUAUUUUGUGUCUGAAGCCAGCACCCAAUUCCGAGACUCUCUCAGCCAUACUUAACUUUACAACACGUGUAACACAAGUUAAGAACUUCCCAGUUGUUAAUGACAGUUAUGCCCAGAACUUAUUGACGCAGUAUCGGGCUCGGAUUAUUGACCUCCAGCAGCAGUCUGGUGUUGGUCCCGCACCAAUAGCUGCCAGAAUGACAAACGCAGGAGAUGUGAAGGAGACUAUACGAAGUCUUGAAACAGAAAAUCUGCGGUUACGAGAGGAGAAUGAGCGUCUACGUGUCCGCAAUGAGAGUAUACAGCAGAAGUUUGGCUCCCUGGCUCACACAAAGACCGAUCUAUCACAGGAACUUUUGGUUACAGAAGAGAGCAAACUCAAGUUGUCACAGACAUUGGUUGAGAUGAACAUAGAAAAUAAUAAGAUACUGGAGGAGGCUGAGGCCACCAAGUUUGAGCUGACAAACAAGAUUAUAGUACUGGAGAGUGAGUUAUUGGAGGCACAACAGGAGAGAGAUAGAGCUGUACGUCAGGCGAAACACAGCAAGGAACGUCUUGCUGAAAUGGAGAAAGAUCGUAAAGAUCUCGCUGAUGAAUAUGUUGUCUUGAAAACAAACUAUCUUGCCCUUGUCAGAGAACAUGAAAAAGAGAGAGACAGAAAUGAGGAGAUGAGUGUUGAGUUGUUAAACUUGGUCAACACGAAAGCUGCCUUGAUGAAACAAGUGGCCAUACUGAACAACGGUGACGGCUAUAACGCCGGUGAGGCAGAUAGAGAGAUAGACAGGGUGAAGGCCAUUGUUAUACAAAAAUCCUCGGGUAAAGUGAAGGUAGAUGAAAUCCUUGGUACUCAGAGAGAUAGGGAAUCUAUUGAGCAGUCGCUGUUUGCCAACAAGAAGAGAUAUGAAAGUGAGUUGGAUAGACUACGCCGGGAACAUGGAGACGAGUCUGGGAAAAUGUCGCAGCAAGUUGCUGACCUGCAGAGAGACCUCAAAGAUGCUAGAAAUCUGGCUAGAGAAAGACAACACAAAAUAUCAGAAAUCAAUGCUGCACUGAUUAUGGCCCGCAGUGACAAGGAACAGCUUGAAGUUCAAGUAAACAGGUUACAACAUAAAUGUAAGGAUCUUGGUGAAGAUUUCAGAAUGAGGCUCAUCAAAUAUGUUGAGGAUAUCUCUGACUAUAUGGACAAUGGUGGAGGCGUGCCCGAUGCUAAACGUGAGAAGAAGAUGAAGGUAUAUGUUGAUAACAUGUUGAAGGAUAUCACAAUGUCACACAAAGAUCGUGAGGACCAGCUCAGUCAAGCUGCACAACAAUAUCGGGAACAGAAGAGAAAGUUUGCUCAUAAAUAUGAGGAACUACUUGUGGCUUACAGAAACUUGAGGCUAACAUGUGAACAGAGAGGAAUGGAUCCAGUAGAUCUUGGCCCAGAUGAAAACAAACUAAAUAUGUCUGACUCUGACAUCACAACUAACCAUCUGAAAGAAAUUAAUAGACUAAAGUCUGAGAGAGAUGAUCUGAGGGACCAACUUAACUCCAUAAAAAAUAAAUAUGGAUUCACAGAUGACUAUAAAGAACUGACAUUAAGACCUGGGGAAAAACCUCCAGAAACUUGGGCACAGUUACGGAAGAAGCUGAGAGAGUUCACAUUAAACACUCAACGUCAGCUUGAAGAUGAACGGACAAAAUUACUGAGUGAAAACGAGGUGCUGAAGGAACAAUUAAAGGAAAGCCAGGACUAUAUAGACAACCAUCUAGGAAAGUAUAAAACAGAGAUAUUAAAGUUACGGAGAAUGCUUGGAUAUGAUGAAGAUGGAGUACUUGUUACAGACAGAAGUGGGAAGUCAAGGUCAAGAAGACACUGAGGUCAAGGUCACAAUAAUACUGAUGUCAGGCACACAUUUUGACCUCUUGACUUGUGAUUCAGAGAAAAAGAGAUGGUGUUGAAACAAUGUCUUCCAAAUAUAUCUGCACUUACAUAAAAUAUGCAAUAAACAUUGUAUAAAUAUAAUAGAUCAGCUUUUUAUAACAUUGAACAAUGACAAUAUUAGAAGAUUCAUUUAAAUGAUUAUUCAUAUAUAAUGUACCUCAUUUUAUUUUAUUGCAUAGAAAAGUGUUCUUUGUCAUAAAUGUUUGAUAGAAAACUGUAUUGUUUAUAUAUAAUUGAGGGCACAUUAAUACAUGUUAUAUCAUAUGAUAGUCCCUUGCUAUUACAGUGUCCCCACAAACACUGUUGGUAAUCCAAAUAUAUGUUAAUUUGCAUACCAAGCACAACCUGAAACAUGGCAGAUUGACCCACAUGUUAUUCUCACUGAUCACGCCAUGUUUACUCUAAAGUAAAAAUGCAACAAUAAGUACCAGUGAAAUAUAUUAAUGAAAGUGAGUAUUUAAUCUUAUUACAAUUUGCUGGAAAACAAUUAGAACCACACAAGGACCACCCAUUUGAAUAACAUGUAUACAGAAAUAUUUUGUUCACAUUGGUCUUUUUUUCUUCAUACAUUUAUUUUUAUUUUUGUAUACAUUUAUUUUCUAGUUAAAUUUCUUUUACCAUGAGGCAGCACAACAGUUCACAUAGAUUAAAUUAUUUUCACCUCUUGCACUUAAUAAAUACAUAAAUGUAAUUAUAUUGUCACAAAAUUAACCCAACCUCAUGAUGUCAUUUACAUUGUACAGAGAUACAUGUAAACAUUUAUUUUUGUUUCUGAUGUAUUUUUCUAGGACUCUAUUAAAUAUUUUAUUUUAAUGUAAAAGCUUGAGUUUUCAUUUUAUUAUUCUAUGAAAUGUAAAAUUAAAAAGUUUCUUGAAAUGUAAAAACAUUUAGUUGCCUCAAACCCAGACGUAAUUAGUUUAUUUAAUACAGCAUUGUUGUUGUGAGGUAGUUUGUCUGGAUAUAUGUUGUUUUAUUACAAUUGUAUUAUUACAAAGAUUGUAAUUAUUCCGUCCUCAUUUAAACUCUGUGAUACUGCAUUCAUCCAUAUGCUUUUAGUGCAAUUAUCUGUUUAUAUAAACAUGCUUUAUGUGCACCAGAUUUACCUAGAUCUGCCAAAUAAAUGUUCAUAGAUAAUUA